AUCUGUAUUUUUUGCGGACCGCAAAAUACAUACGGUCGUGUGCUUGAGCCCUUCUAACACUUCAUGGCCGUUUAUGAUUUUUGCUAUGGGAACACCUGGUAGAAUUUUCCACCAUUCUGAUCUUCUAGGUGGCGCUCUUGAGUCGCGCUGUAGCGGUGCCAGCGCAGGCGAAGGUUUUGUGCCCUUUAAUGCUUCCCCUUAGGUCAUGGUUUCUGCUUCUUGCUCAGAGCCUGGGUGCUACAUGGCCUGCGUACCUCCAGAGGGGUGAAAGUCCACUUCCCUUUUCCUCAGCACUUUCCUGCGGUAUUCGGAGCGCUCUUGGGAUCAUGCGGAGCUCGCGCCUCUCCCUGCUCCUGCUCGCCUUCUUCAGCUCUGCCGUUCGCCCCACCUCCGCGUCCUGCGACGGCUCCACGGAGAGCCGAUGUAACUUCAUAUGUGACUGCUGGGACUGCUCCGACGAACGGGACUGCGGUUAUCACCGAGAGUCUCCAGUUUGGAGGAGACCCUUCAGCUGCGACUUUGAACAUGGCGAUUGUGGUUGGAAAGACAUAAGCACUUCCGACUACCGAUGGGUGCGAGACCAGAGGGGCUCUCCUGUUUGGAGGUCACGACCCCAUGCCGAUCACACCCUGGGGAACCGAUGGGGUUGGUUCAUGAUGGCAGAAGGUCAGAGCAGCAAAUCUGCUGCAUCUGCGCGACUGCGGUCCCCGGUCCUCAGAGACGCCGCUGCUACGUGUGAAAUCCACAUCCACUACCACAUGUAUUCCUCAGAUUCUCCUCAGGUGAACGGGAGUCUCUCGGUGCAUCUGGCAGACCGUACCCAGACAUACAGCUUGUGGGAGAGCACACGGAGCAGCGCAAUGUCAUGGAGGCGCCUGGUCGUGUUCACUGGCAGGAUCCCCGGAGAGUUCCAGAUCAUUGUGACUGCCUCCCGGGAUGCUCUCAGCCAGGGAGACUUUGCUGUGGACGACCUGGAGUUCCGUCACUGCGGCCUUCAAGGUGUGCAGGCAGAGUGCGGGGCUGAUCAGUUUCGCUGUGGCCGUGGCGGUUGUAUAGAGGCAGGCGCUCGCUGUGACGGUUCUGAUGACUGUGGUGACGGUUCUGAUGAGGUCGGCUGUGACGCCUUCCUCUCUUGUGACUUUGAAAGUGAUCGGUGCGCGUGGAAUUCUUCAUGGGAAGGAGUCACCGGAUACGAGUCCAAACCGGAGAGAGACCACACCAAGAACGGCCGGGCAGGGCAUUUCGUGCGAGCCUCACAGAACGGCGGCCACAGAUUAUCGAGUCCCACCCUGAGGGUCGAUGAGACGCAGCCGUGCUAUCUCGUGUUCUAUUACUACAUGGACGGCUCCGACGCCGGCUCAUUGUCUGUGGGCUCAUCUAGGAGUGACGUGGCUGCACUAAAGCUGCAGGGCCAGAGGGGCCCCACCUGGCUCCGGGAACGGGUCUUCUUCUCUCAGUCCAACGAUUCAUUCCAGAUUUUCAUUGAUGGCUCCAGUGGCGGAGUGCCGGGAAGCGUCGCAGUUGAUGAUCUGAUCCUUUCUCCUGGAUGCAAAGUGCACAAUGGAUCUAGAACAUUCUCACCCAGACCGGACGGCGUGAUCAGAAGUGUGAGAGAAACCUAUGCACCAGGAAGUGAGACCCCUGUUGGUGACUGGACGGAUGUCAGUAUUGGGGACUUCAAGUGGGGAAAGCCUCCUACAGGCUCGUCUUUGACUAUGCUGAAAGGCGAGGGAAAUUUAAAGACGGAUGCCGAAGCUCACAGUGGUCUCCUGCGCCCCACUGGACCCUCCUGUGUCCUGAACAUGACCUACCACCUUCAUACUGGCCUUGCAGGGUUCCUCUCUCUCCGUGUCUGGGAUCCACAGCUCGAUGCACACUCGCAUGUCUGGCAGAGUCAUGGAGAGAGGAGUAAUGCAUCCAAAUCCGUCCUGAUCCCACUGGGAGAGCGACCACAAGAGUUCCAGUUGAUCUUGGCUGGAGCGGUGGACCCCAGAACUGUAGGGAACUGGACCGCUCAAGUGAGUGAAAUACAGUUCAUCGACUGUGGGAAGGAUUUGGUCAACGAAGGUUCUGUGACUUGUAAUUUUGAGACUGGACUUUGUGGCUGGUAUCAAGAUGUAGCAGACGACAUUGACUGGGAGCUGGGCACCGUCUCUGACCACACCACAGGACAGGGUCGCUAUGUGUUUGUGGCGGGGGAGUCUCGCUCGGAUCGCGGUACAAAGGCGCGCCUGCUGUCCUACCCGCAAUCUUCCGCAUCGGACACCUCCUGCCUCUCCUUCCACCACAGAAUGUUUGGCCCAGACACAGGCACAUUAAACCUGCUCAGCAAAUACGAACAGGGAGAAGAGAAGUUAAUUUGGACGGGCACAGGAACCCAUGGGAAUCGGUGGCAUCGGGAAACUGUGACACUCACUAGCAAGAAUUACCAGCUGAUUUUCGAAGCGGUGCGUGACGGCUCCAUUGGCCACAUUGCCGUUGAUGACAUCACUGUGAUGAGCGAACCCUGUGCACCCCCCACUCGCUGCUCUUUUGAGGCCGGAACCUGCGGCUUUUCCUCCCAGGGAACCUAUAUGUGGAGUUUACAUCAGAACAUCCACUUCAACCACCAGGCGGGACCGUCCCAUGAUCACACCUUACAGAGUUUUACAGGGCAUUAUAUGGUGGCCGACACCAGCUCCAGCAAAGUGCCCAGCGGCUACUCUGCGCUUCUAACAUCCGGUGUGUACAGGGCCCAGCCGGAUGAGGGCUGCCUGAGCUUCUGGUACCAGAUGGGGGGCACCAAUCCAGCAGGGACGUUGAUUGUAUUUAUUGAGGACGACCUUGGAAAUAAGAAAGUGAAGAGAGAAAUUCUGAGGAUCUCCGAUGCAAAACCAGACAGCUGGCGCCACGGGAGCGUGGCCCUCCGGGCUGACCAGCAGUGGAAGCUGCUGUUUGAAGCUGUCGGUGCCGGCGGGGAGCGCGCGUACAUCGCCCUGGAUGACGUUCACAUCAGCCAUCAUCGAUGUCAUGAAUCAGCAACCUGUGACUUUGAAUGGGGUUCCUGCUCUUGGACCAAUGUUCGCAUUCCUCUUACGGACACGUAUGACUGGGACUGGACUAAUGGAGCAGCUGUAAACAGGCCGAGCUCUGCCCCAGAGAAGGAUCGCAGCCUCGGCUCUGCAGAAGGACACUACGCCUUUGUGGACACAGGCGCUCUGCACGUAGAAGGCUCCACCGCCUGGCUCAUCAGUGAACACCUCUCAGCGACCACUGGCUCCUGCUUCACCUUCUCCUACCGCACAGACUCCCCAGACCAUUUCCAUCUGGCGGAGCUGAUUCUGUACGUGACGAGUGCUCAGGGCCUGCACCCAGUCUGGGUGCUACGUGGGUAUCACAGCAGUGAGUGGCAGGAAGAGAAACUGCAGCUGAACAGCACUGCGGAGUUUCAGAUUGUAUUUGAGGCAAUGAAGGGCACCCGUCCGCACACCGUCGUCCUGUCCUUGGAUGAUCUGAAAUACACCCCGGACGUGCUGUGUAAUACUGUAGAAAAACCGAAAGGUGGUGGUGGUGGUAAAGACAAUUCAGGACGGAUCUGGGCCAUAGUCGUCGGCGUGAUCAUCGCUCUGCUGUGCUUGGUGCUGCUCUUCUCCGUGUACCGCAGAUGGAGGAGAAACAAGGAGAGCGCCUCUUCGCUGACCGAACAAGCCGACCAGAUUGACGGUUUUGAUAAUGUGUCGUACGACAUUGAUUCUACAGAAGGUUGAUUGGUAGAGGUUUUCAUGUACUCUUGUAAAAUAAAUCCACGCUUCACACAG
Bufo bufo (common toad) is the source of this 3797-nucleotide messenger RNA. It is a transcript of the gene MAMDC4, whose product is annotated as MAM domain containing 4. Bases 189 to 3746 code for a protein of 1185 amino acids. Gene Ontology annotation, molecular function: protein binding. Gene Ontology annotation, cellular component: membrane. The transcript is spliced from 28 exons. The record is from RefSeq and is a predicted model, not a curated record. Lineage: Eukaryota; Metazoa; Chordata; Amphibia; Anura; Bufonidae.